Emys orbicularis (European pond turtle) is the source of this 1032-nucleotide messenger RNA. It is a transcript of the gene TRIB2, whose product is annotated as tribbles pseudokinase 2. Gene Ontology annotation, molecular function: ATP binding; mitogen-activated protein kinase kinase binding; protein kinase activity. Bases 1 to 1032 code for a protein of 343 amino acids. Gene Ontology annotation, cellular component: nucleus. The record is from RefSeq and is a predicted model, not a curated record. The transcript has 3 exons. NCBI's taxonomy places the organism in Eukaryota, Metazoa, Chordata, Testudines, Emydidae. Gene Ontology annotation, biological process: positive regulation of proteasomal ubiquitin-dependent protein catabolic process; regulation of MAP kinase activity; protein phosphorylation.
AUGAACAUACAAAGGUCAACCCCUAUCACAAUAGCGCGAUAUGGGAGACCUCGGAAUAAAAACCAGGAUUUUGAAGAACUCUCGUCUAUAAGAUCCACCGAGCCAAGCCAGAGUUUUAGUCCGAACCUAGGCUCUCCGAGCCCACCAGAGACUCCUAACUUGUCGCAUUGCGUUUCUUGCAUCGGGAAAUACUUAUUGUUGGAGCCUCUUGAGGGAGACCACGUUUUCCGAGCCGUGCAUCUGCACAGUGGAGAGGAGCUGGUUUGCAAGGUAUUUGAUAUUGGUUGCUACCAAGAGUCAUUAGCGCCGUGUUUUUGUCUACCUGCACACAACAGUAUCAACCAAAUUACUGAAAUAAUUCUUGGGGAGACAAAAGCGUACGUGUUCUUUGAAAGAGGCUAUGGGGACAUGCAUUCUUUUGUUCGUACCUGCAAGAAGCUAAAAGAAGAAGAGGCAGCCAAACUGUUCUACCAAAUAGCUUCUGCUGUUGCACACUGUCAUGAUGGUGGACUGGUAUUGCGGGAUCUCAAACUGCGAAAAUUUAUCUUUAAGGAUGAAGAAAGGACUAGAGUAAAAUUGGAAAGUCUAGAAGAUGCGUAUAUUUUACGAGGAAAUGAUGACUCUCUUUCUGAUAAGCAUGGAUGCCCGGCCUAUGUGAGUCCAGAGAUCUUGAACACAAAUGGCAGCUACUCUGGCAAAGCAGCAGAUGUAUGGAGUCUAGGUGUCAUGCUUUACACCAUGUUAGUUGGACGCUAUCCUUUCCAUGACAUUGAGCCUAGUUCUCUCUUCAGCAAGAUCCGUCGUGGGCAAUUUAACAUUCCAGAGACUCUAUCCCCCAAGGCAAAAUGCCUUAUACGUAGCAUACUGCGCCGGGAGCCAUCGGAACGGCUGACUUCACAGGAAAUUCUGGACCAUCCCUGGUUUUCUACAGAUUUUAAUGUCUCUAAUUCGGGAUAUGGUGCUAAGGAAGUAUCAGAUCAGCUGGUGCCUGAUGUCAACAUGGAAGAAGAUUUGGACCCAUUCUUUAACUGA